Phycomyces blakesleeanus NRRL 1555(-) is the source of this 1837-nucleotide messenger RNA. RefSeq lists its product as hypothetical. Gene Ontology annotation, molecular function: ATP binding; 6-phosphofructo-2-kinase activity. NCBI's taxonomy places the organism in Eukaryota, Fungi, Mucoromycota, Mucoromycetes, Mucorales, Phycomycetaceae. Gene Ontology annotation, cellular component: cytosol. Bases 60 to 1709 code for a protein of 549 amino acids. The transcript is spliced from 13 exons. The record is from RefSeq and is a predicted model, not a curated record. Gene Ontology annotation, biological process: fructose 2,6-bisphosphate metabolic process; fructose metabolic process.
CACUCAUAUAUCCAUUUCAUUUAAUCUUAUUGCUUCCAUAUCAGAAUAAUAUUUACAGAAUGAGUACUGAUAGACGACGCAAGACUUUGCCAGUUGUUAAGACUGAGAAUGACAUUAUUGAAGAAGUUGAGCAAUCACGAUGGCAAGAAGAGUUUACCGACGAGCCAUUUUCUUUGACAGCUGAUCCUUCAGCACAAUACGAAGAUCUUACCCAUGAAGAUUCAAAUGAAUUUGCAUCCAGCUCACAGAACUCACAGUAUUCCUCGAGCAGACCUAAUUCUCCACAACCUCAUUGGCUACAAUUGUCGGCUGAUGUUGAUGAGACAUUUCUCUUACGAACCCGUCACAGUCUUGGGUUGGAUGUACCUGGUGCAGUACACACAAUUGUACCACACAAGCUGAGAAAUGAAAGGCAACUGGAUAGUAAACUGGCUAUUGUCAUGGUGGGAUUGCCUGCUCGUGGAAAGAGUUACCUUGUCAAAAAAUUGCGACGUUAUCUAAAUUGGCUUCAAUACGAGACAAAGAUCUUUAAUGUCGGUAAUACUCGACGUGAACACGAGACCUCCCAAACAGAACAGAAUGCAAAAUUCUUUGACCCUGACAAUGCUAGCAUGAAGCAAGUGCGUGAUGAACUAGCUAUGGAAGUACUCGAGAAUCUGGUAGAGUGGCUUAAAAAUGGAGGGAGAGUAGCCAUUCAUGAUGCAACAAACUCUACGUUGUCAAGGAGAAAACUACUAAUAGAUCGUCUAAAUAUGGAGCCUGAGAUCAAAGUGCUUAUGUUGGAGUCGGUCUGCACAGACAAAAAUAUGUUGGAACGUAACUUCUUGCUUAAAUUGUCCGGGCCAGAUUACAGAGGCAAAGAUCCAGCACGGGCCUUGGCUGAUUUCAGAUCUCGUGUAGCGAAUUAUGAAAAGGCCUAUGAACCAAUUGGUGAUUGGGAAGAGGAUCAUGAUAUACAGUAUUGCAAACUUAUCAACGUAGGAAAGAAAGUAAUUGCGUACAAUAUAUCUGGCUACCUUCCUGGACAAUGUAUCUUUUACCUCAUGAAUUUUAACCUUCGACAGAUAUUCCUGACUCGCCAUGGUGAAAGUACGGACAAUGUUUUGGGUCGUAUUGGCGGAGAUGCACCUUUGUCACCUCGAGGAAAGAAGUUUGCAAAGGCACUUGCUAGAUUUAUCAAGCAGCAGCGACUAGCAUUUGCAUUGGAGAUGGUCAGGGCCGCUUCCAAUUCCCAGUUUACAGUAUGGACUAGUAUGCUGAAAAGAUCAACCGAGACGGGUGCUGCGUUUGACCCAGAUGAAUAUGAUGUCAAGCACAUUCGGUUCUUGAAUGAAAUCAAUUCAGGUUGCUGUGAGGGACUUACAUACGAAGACAUUCAAAAAGCCUAUCCCGAGGAGUUCCACGCAAGGCAAGCAAACAAGCUUUACUAUCGUUACCCAGGAAUGGGCGGAGAAUCAUAUAUCGAUGUGAUUCACCGCUUACAGUCAAUGAUUAUCGAACUUGAACGGAUGACACAGUCCUGUCUUAUCAUUACCCACAGAGUAAUUAUGCGUAUUCUUUUGGGCUAUCUCCUGGACUGGACACAGACAGAGAUGCCACACAUGAUGGUACCAAUUCACACAGUUUAUGAGAUCCGACCCAAACCUUACGGCACUGAGCUAAAGAAAUGGCAAUAUAUAGAAGAAACAGACCGUUUUGAAGAAUUCUAGGGUCAAGUUGUGUAGUACCUCCCCUUCUCCUCCUUAAUGGAUAGAUAACACACACACACACAUAUAUAUAUAUAUAUAUUAGACAAUCAGACCCUUUUAAACAUACAAACACACAUUUUAUACAUACU